This is a messenger RNA of Acyrthosiphon pisum (pea aphid), 1635 nucleotides long. Its product is annotated as succinate--hydroxymethylglutarate CoA-transferase. The transcript is spliced from 4 exons. The record is from RefSeq and is a predicted model, not a curated record. NCBI's taxonomy places the organism in Eukaryota, Metazoa, Arthropoda, Insecta, Hemiptera, Aphididae. Bases 170 to 1504 code for a protein of 444 amino acids. Gene Ontology annotation, molecular function: succinate-hydroxymethylglutarate CoA-transferase activity. Gene Ontology annotation, cellular component: mitochondrion.
UUAAUAAUCGCAACUACAGUAUUAGUCCGACAGGCGUACGGUAGUGUCAUAUAUUUUAUGACACGAGUGCGAGCCGCGUGUUCGAUCGAGUGCAACGAUAAACGCCGACGGCCGAUGGGAUACUGUACAAGAUCGCAUAUUAUAUAAAGCAACAACAACAACAAUAAUAAUGCUGCACAGAUCCGUCGUGGGUGUUCGAUCGCUCGCUAGUCGCUACCACCUAAAUAUUAUUAUGUUUCGCCGAUCGGUUCUCGCGGCAGCGACGGCCCGCCGAGCGAAGUCUACGGGCAACGGUGGCGGCUUCGGCCCGAGACCACUGGACGGCGUCCGGGUGGUGGACAUGAGCCGGGUGGCCGCGGGUCCCUACUGCGCGAUGGUGCUGGCCGACAUGGGCGCGGACGUGAUCAAAGUCGAGAGACCGGUGGUCGGCGACGACAGCCGCCGGUACGGGCCGCCGUUCGUGGACGUCCGCGGCGACGGCGGGAGCGGCGAGAGCCGUUUGAGCCUGUACUUCGUGUCACUGAACCGGAACAAGCGGAGCGUGUGCGUGGACUUCCAGCAGCCGGAUGGCCGGGCGAUCAUCCGCAAGUUGGUCGAGCGGUCGCACGUGCUCAUCGAGAACUACAUACCUGGCACGUUGGACAGACAUGGUAUCGGAUACGAAGAUUUACGCAAGAUAAACCAGAAAUUGGUAUUUUGUUCGAUAACCGGUUAUGGAUCCAAGGGACCGUGGAACCAAAAACCAGGUUACGAUGUUAUUGCCGCCUCGAUCGGUGGUUUAAUUAACGCCACCGGUGACGCCGUUCCAGCAAAAUGUGCUAUACCCAUUACCGACCUAAUGACUGGUAUGUAUGCUCAUGGUGCCAUUUUAGCGGCUUUAUAUCGUGGCGUCGGUGACAAAAUUGACUGUGAUCUGUUAUCAACCCAGCUUUCGAUGAUGUUCAAUUUGGGAUCAAAUUAUUUAAACGCAGGCAUGCUAACAAAACGAUGGGGUACUGAACACGAAAGUAUGGUUCCUUACAAAGCGUUUAAAACAUCGAAUGGCUUCCUGACUUUUGGUACGGGCAACGACGUGCAAUUUAAAUCGUUUUGCGAUCGCGUAUCGAUUCCGGAAUUAGCUACGGACGAGCGAUUCGUGAACAACGCCUGUCGCGUUAAGAAUAGAGAACAGUUGUACAACGUAAUCGAACCAAUUUUAGAAUCCAAAACAAACGAAGAGUGGAUGGCGAUUUUCGAAGGAGUACCUUUUCCUUACGGUCCCGUCAAUAAUAUGGCACAAGCAUUUAACAACGAACACGUGAAGGAUAUAAAUAUCGUCCAAGAUAUUGACUGCUCAUAUAACGCAAAACUGAAAAUAGUCGGUCCAGCAGUUACAUUCAAGAACAGCAGUAAUGCAAUCCGAAGAGAGCCUCCGUUGUUGGGGCAACAUACAAAUGAAGUGCUAACUUCUUUAGGAUACAGCACCAAAGAAAUCGAAUCAUUGCGCUCAAAAACCGUAAUAUGAUUAUUAUUGUUUUCCUUUUUUAAUAUGUAUUUUUUUUUUUUACAUCAACUAUUGGUUGAUACCUUUUUGUUACGCCAUAAAUAUAUUUUGUAUUAAAUUUGAAUGAAAAAAUGUUUAAAUUUAUCGAGAAA